AUGAGAAUUGGGCAUGGCGCGAGCAGGGAGGAGAUCGAUGCUGCCGCGGCGGUGUCCAGUUUCGCGGAUCUCGCGAAGGGCUGUGCUGCGAGGAGGGAUUUGGGCGAGGCGCGGAGGAUCUGCGCUGCGAUUGUGGAGAGCGGGCUUGGGAGCGAUGGGUAUCUCGCGAAUUUGCUCGUCCAGAUGUUUGGGGGAUGUGGGGAUGUGGGCGCUGCUAGGGAGGUGUUUGAUCGGAUGGAGCGGCGGGAUGUUUUCUCGUGGAAUCUCAUGAUCCAGGCGUACGCGAGGAAUGGGUUUCUCCAGGAGGCAAAGGCGGUGUUUGAGGAGAUGCCGUGCAGAGAUCUCGUCUCGUGGAAUUGCUUGAUUGCGGCAUUUGCCCAAAGCGGGCAUUUGGACGAAGCUUAUGGGCUAUACAUUGAAAUGCCAGACACGAAUCUAAUCACAGCAAACACUAUGAUCGCAAUGUUUGUGCACAAUAGCGAUUUCACAUCUGCUAAGAUUGUUUUUGAUCGAAUGCCACACAGAGAUUUGGCAUCGUGGAACUCCAUGUUCCAAGCAUUUGCCCAAGAAGGGCAUCUUUAUCAGGCAAAAUCAGUGUUUGAUUCUAUGCCGGAACGCAAUGUGGUCUCCUGGACAGCCAUGAUUCUCGUGUUUGGCCUGAUGGGGAAUAUUUCAGAUGCCGUGAGAACAUUCUCUCAAAUGCCCACCAGGAACAUUGUGUCAUGGACUUCGCUCUUCCAGGCUUACAUCCUCAAUGGGCAUUUGGACGCGGCAAAGUCUACGUUUGAUCAAAUGCCGGAGUGGGAUCUCGUCUCCUACACGUACAUGAUCGAAGCUUUCGCAUCGAGCGGGAAUCUGGAGCUCGCCAGAGGCCUGUUCGAUCGAAUUCCCGAGCAGAACAUCGUUACUUUGGGAGGAAUCCUCAAAGCUUACGUUGAGAGCGGGCAUUUGGAGGAGGCCAAGGUUUUGUUCCAAGGAAUGCCUGUGAAAAACAUCGUGUGUUGCAAUGCGAUGAUCGCGGCACUGGGUCAGACCGGGGAUCUGCUCCAAGCUCGCGCGAUCUUUGACGCUAUGAUCCAGAGGGACAUCGUGUCUUGGAACUCGAUGCUUGAGGCCUGUGGAUCGAAUGGCGAUCUGGAUCAAGUCAUGGAGCUGCUAUCUCGAAUGCCCAAGUGUGAUCUUGUCAGCUGGAACACUUUGAUCGCAGCCCAUGUCGAGAGAGGCCUCUUGAUCGAGGCAAGGAAGUUCUUUGACGAGAUGCCGAUGAAGAACCUUGUGUGUUGGAACACUCUUCUCUCGGGGUACAUUGCCAGGAACCUUGAAGAGGUGAAGUUUACGUUUGAUAGCAUGAAAGAAUGGAAUGUAAUCUCGUGGACAACCAUGGUGGCAGCGUUUAACCUCCAUGGUUACGUUAACGAGGCAAAGCUGGUAUUCACCCAAAUGCCCGAGAGAGAUAUAGUGGCCUGGAAUUCUAUGGUUGCAGGAUAUGCCAUGAAUGGGAAUCUCUCAGAUGCCAUAAGAACAUCCAACGCAAUGCCCGAGAGAGAUCUAGAUUCUUGGAACGCAAGAACUGUUCUAUACUUUCAAUCUGAUGGCAAUCAAGAGAGCGUUCUCGAGCAAUUCCACUUGAUGAAAAUCCAUGGUUCUCGUAUAGACAAGACGAGUUUCAUCAAUGUUCUCACGGCUUGUAGCCACCAUGGGGACGUGACUGCUGGAUCAUCAAAUCUUCUAUCAAUGAGCUAUGAUCACGGCAUUUCUCCCAUUAGAGAGCACUACUGCUGCAUGAUUGACACCUUGGGACGAGCAGGCAAGCUUAGAGACGCUAGAGAUUUGAUCGAAAAGAUGCCCUUUGAGCCAAGCUUAAUCGCGUGGACAACACUAUUCGCUGGCUGUAAGAGUUUAUAA
Messenger RNA from Selaginella moellendorffii, 1905 nucleotides. RefSeq names its product pentatricopeptide repeat-containing protein At4g02750-like. Lineage: Eukaryota; Viridiplantae; Streptophyta; Lycopodiopsida; Selaginellales; Selaginellaceae. The record is from RefSeq and is a predicted model, not a curated record. Gene Ontology annotation, biological process: RNA modification. The coding region runs from base 1 to 1905 and encodes 634 amino acids. The transcript has a single exon. Gene Ontology annotation, molecular function: protein binding; RNA binding.